Messenger RNA from Arachis duranensis, 3207 nucleotides. Its product is annotated as alpha-dioxygenase PIOX-like. The coding region runs from base 68 to 1654 and encodes 528 amino acids. The transcript is spliced from 7 exons. Gene Ontology annotation, molecular function: oxidoreductase activity, acting on single donors with incorporation of molecular oxygen, incorporation of two atoms of oxygen; heme binding; peroxidase activity. NCBI's taxonomy places the organism in Eukaryota, Viridiplantae, Streptophyta, Magnoliopsida, Fabales, Fabaceae. The record is from RefSeq and is a predicted model, not a curated record. Gene Ontology annotation, biological process: response to oxidative stress.
AGUUAGGAGUUCAACAUCCUACAUAUGUGUCAAAUUUGUUUCAUGAACUGUUAUUAUUAAUAUUGGAAUGCAGAUUGAAGUGACAGCGGCAAGAGAAGUUGCAGAUGAAUGCCCACUUAAGUCUUUCAGGUUCUACAAAACAAAGGAAUUUUCAACAGGCUUUUAUGAAAUUAAGACUGGAGCAAAAAAUAUUCGAACACCAUGGUGGGAUGCAAGUGUGAUAUAUGGAAGCAAUGGAGAAGUUUUGAAGAGAUUGAGAACAUUGAAAGAUGGGAAGAUAAAGAUAUCUGAAGAAGGGGAGCUUCUCCAUAAUGAAAAUGGAAUUGCAGUCUCUGGUGAUGUCCGUAAUAGUUGGGCUGGUGUCUCAACUUUGCAGGCCCUUUUUGUUCAUGAACACAAUUCUGUCUGUGAUGCUCUCAAGAAAAACUACCCAGAAUUGGAUGAUGAAGAAAUAUAUAGGCAUGCAAGGUUGGUGACGUCAGCAGUAAUUGCAAAGAUUCACACCAUUGAUUGGACUGUAGAGCUCCUUAAAACUGACACUCUACUUGCAGGCAUGAGGGCCAAUUGGUAUGGAUUGUUGGGGAAGAAAUUUAAGGACACGUUUGGACAUGUUGGAGGAAAAAUCUUAGGAGGACUUGUGGGAUUGAAGAGACCAAAUAAUCAUGGUGUCCCAUACUCUUUAACUGAGCAAUUUGUCAGUGUUUAUAGAAUGCACUCACUCUUACCUGAUAACCUUCAACUCAGAGACAUAUCUGCCACUCCUGGCCCCAAUAAAUCUCCACCGUUAAUCAAAGAGAUUCCUAUGAAGAAUUUGAUUGGACUAGAAGGAGAGAAGACUUUAACAAAGAUAGGGAUUGUAAGUCAAAUAGUAUCAAUGGGGCACCAAGCUUGUGGAGCACUUGAGCUUUGGAACUAUCCAAUGUGGCUCAGAGAUCUCAUACCACAAAACUUGGACGGCUCAGAAAGGCCAGAUCACGUGGACCUACCUGUUCUUGAAAUUUAUAGGGACAGAGAGAGGAAUGUAGCAAGAUACAACCAAUUCAGGAGGGCAUUAUUGUUGAUACCAAUCUCGAAAUGGGAAGAUUUAACAGAUGACAAGGAAGCAAUUGAAGUACUAGAAGAUGUUUAUGGUGAUGAUGUUGAAGAGCUUGAUUUGUUGGUUGGCCUAAUGGCAGAGAAGAAGAUUAAAGGCUUUGCUAUUAGUGAAACUGCUUUCAUUAUAUUCCUCCUCAUGGCAACUAGGAGCCAUAUCCAAAAUUCUCCACCUUCAGCGCCGCGCAACCUCUUCUUCGUGCAAUCUUCGACGGUCACCGCCAUCAAUAGUAGUCAACGCUGCCGGACCGUCAGACAGCAACCAUCUCGAUUUGCUUCGCUCAGUCGCCCAAGCGCCGCCGCCUCUGUUGCAUGUUGCCAUCGCGCCCCGUUGAAGACGCAUCCUCCUGUCAAGCCUACACCACCCCCCGACUGCGCCUCAACACACGCCGCAGCUGAAGUUUACCUGCGCCCCAUUGCUGUUCGACUUGUGAGUCCCCAGCAAGCGCCGAUCCCUGCCUCGCGUCCUAGCCCCGUAGCGCACCGUCGUUUCCUGCUUCGCGGCGGAGUCCCUUCAUGCAACCUGUCUUUCCUUCGGCGCCAGUGUUGCAAUAAGAGAUAAGUGCUACUUUACGAUUUUUAGAAACCUAGAAUUUUACAGGUUUCAUAUGUGAGCAUGUCAUUGGGUAUUACAUUCAUAUAACAUGGUUCAUUGAAAUUUUGGUUACUGUUAGACAAGGAAGAAUGGAAAACUAAUUCCCUUGUGUUUAUAUAUCUUGGAUAAAACUUAUUUUGAAUGUGAUAAAGGUGUAUUUGGUAUUGAAAAUAUCAAUUGUAUACUUGGAACGAUGUUUUGCAAUGCUAAUUUAAAAGGAGAAGGAAAAGGGAGAAAAAGUUUUUUUUUUGUAAUUGCAGCAAUUGAAUAUUACUACAUAUGUAUCUUUAGAGUGAUAGUGUGUGCUAAAUUGUCUAUUAGUUUUGGUUUUGUACUGCUGAAUUGUUAAUUGAUUGUAACCCUUGGAUCUUUGAUUGUUGUCAUUAAGCAAAAAGAAGUAGUUUGAUUUUCUGAAAGCAUAUGCUAAAUCAAAAUUUACUCUUAAGAUCCGCAUAUUUCUUUUUUCACAAUUUUAUAUUGUAUGUAAGAUUUGUUGAGGAAUAAUCAGAGAAGAAGUAAAGCAUAGAAAAAGCAAAAUAAUAGGUUGUAUUAGUAUGUGUCUUUUACUACAAAGUGCUAACAUAUAUAUAUGUUCCUUUGUUGUCAUUAAGCAAAAAGAGAUGUUUGAGUUUUUUAUUUGAACCUAUUUUUCUAUGUUAUUGUUCUGAAUGUUUGUUAAUUUUUUCUUGCAUAAGGUAGUGUACAUGUAUUAAGAUAUAUUUGAAAUUGGGUUUGAUUUUGUUCAUAUAAAAUUGUAGCAUUAAGAGAUAUUUUUGGAGAAUUUUUUUGGUUUUUUCUCUUGAUAUUUUUGGUUUUUUAGCUAUAUGCUAUGAUGAGUUUAUUGACUUUUAAUUGAUUAUAUGCUAUAAUGGAAACACCAUAGAAUUGAAUUUACUAAAAAGCUAUCAUUACUAAACACCAAUUCACUAUGAUGAGAUGUUGAAUUAAUCAUGAAUAACUAGUCUUUGUUUAUAACUAUGGUGAAUUUCUUCUGUUGUUGAUUUAGGAGAAAAGUAGGAGCUUGUAAGUGGUUGAUCACAUGGUGUUUGACAUGAAUUUUUGAGAGAAGGAUUGUUCCAAUUUUCUGGAAGAUGCAUAGAUGGAGAAGAAACAAAAGAUUGUGCAGUAUAGAGAAAGACUUGAUAAGACCCUUUCCUCACCUAAUCUUACAAAUGAUGAGAUGCUCCAAAAACAUGUCGAAAGCCAACUUGUAUGUUCUUCGGAAUAAGAAGUAGAAUGUCAUGACAUUCUCUUGUGUCCUUUGAAUUCAUUUAGGCAGAAAUGGUACUAGCUUGGUGGAGCCAUUAUUUUUCGUUAAAUUAUUCUUUUAUAGGUUCUUAAGAUGCUUUGUUUGAUUAAUUUUCAUACAAGCAGAAGUUGUUAGAAAUGAAGACAGUAGAUUUAUCUAAUUUUCAUGAUAUGUUAAGGAGUGCUUCUUCAGAAGAUAUCAUUUUACUUUUGUUAAACACUUGUUUUGUUUUAACCAAUUAAUACUUGGAUAUGUCUUUCAUGGAUGUGUC